AUGUCGCGUGCGCUUUCUCUUGCCUUGGUUAUCUUGAUAUACUGUCAAGCUCACGGGUUCACGGCCAGACGGACACUCCAUCCUGGACAACAUGAAUUUUUCGAGUUGUCCAUCAUCCACCUCAACGAUUUUCACGCCAGAUUCGUCCAAACGAGCGCCGUGUCCAGCACUUGCCAGAAAAGCAAGGAGCACGAGUGCAUCGGCGGCUUGGCUCGCGUCGCGACCGUGAGCCGUCAGCUGCUGGAAGAGCGGCCGAAUCCGAUUUUUCUGAACGCCGGGGAUCAGUUCCAAGGGACCAUCUGGUACAACGUGCACAAAUGGAACGCCACCGCGUACUUCAUGAACAGGCUGCCUCACGACGCACUGACUCUCGGCAACCACGAGUUCGACGACGGCGUCGCGGGUCUGGUGCCGUAUCUCCGGCGAAUCCGCGCGCCGGUGGUGGUGGCGAACCUCGACGACAGCGAGGAGCCAGCGAUGCGGGGUCUCCACGAGAAGAGCACGAUCGUCGCGAGGGCCGGCCGGCGGAUCGGGGUGAUCGGCGUUCUCACCAAGACGACGAAGACGCUGGCGAAACCCGGGAGGAUCAAGUUUCUGGACGAGGUGGGCAGCGUGAACGCGGAGGCCGGGCGCCUGAAGGCCCGAGGAGUCGACGUCGUGGUCGUGCUGAGCCACGCGGGACUGGACAUGGACCGGAGGAUCGCGGCCGAGUGCCCGGAGGUGGACGUGAUCGUGGGUGGACACAGCCACACGUUCCUGUACUCCGGAGCGCCGCCGUUCGUGGACGAACCCGCGGACGAGUAUCCCGUGGUGGUCAGGCAGAACGCCACAGGGCGCACCGUGCUCGUCGUGCAGGCGUCCGCAUUCACCAGGUACUUGGGCAACCUGACUGUGCGCUUCGACGAGCAGGGAGAGGUGGUCGACUGGGAGGGCAACCCGGUCUUCUUGGAUAGCUCCGUCGCCCAAGAUCCCGAGAUCCUGGAGGAGCUGAAGCCCUGGGCGGAGGCCGUGGACGCGUUCGGCAGCGAGCUGGUGGGCGAGACCAGAAGCUUCCUCAACGGCAGCUGCCGGUCCAGCGAGUGCAACAUGGCCAAUCUCGUGACCGACGCCAUGGUCCACGCGUACCAGGGCAAGGCCGAGGGCGCGGACUCGUGGACGUACGCCGCGAUCGGCUGCACGAACGCCGGCGGCAUCCGGGCCCACAUUCCAGCCGGCAGCGUCAGCUUCGGUGACCUCGCCACGGUGCUGCCCUUCGAGCACACCUGGGACGUGGUCGAGCUCAAGGGAGAGCAUCUGCUCGGCGCUCUCGAGGAGUCGGUAUCCCGCGGCCGCGACAAGGCGAGCUUCUCGGAGGCUGGCUUCCUGCACUGGUCCGGCGUCAGGGUCGUCUACAACAUGAGCGAGCCGGCCUGGUCUCGCGUGCAGAGCUUGAGCGUGAGGUGCCAGGACUGCCGGGCGCCGAGGUACGAGCCGCUGGAUCGCGACAGGUGGUACCGAGUGGCGGCGGUGUCGUUCGUCCUGAACCGCGGCGACGGCCUCACGGUCGUUGCCGACAAGCAUCGCAAUCGCCAACUCGGCCCUCUCGACGUCAGCGGCCUGGAGGAGUACGUUCGGGCCAUCUCGCCGUUUGCCUACGAACUCGAUGCUAGAGUUCAAAUCGUCAGCUGA
Molecule: messenger RNA, 1668 nt
Organism: Phymastichus coffea
Lineage: Eukaryota; Metazoa; Arthropoda; Insecta; Hymenoptera; Eulophidae
Product: apyrase
Exons: 11
Coding region: 1-1668 (555 amino acids)
Biological process (GO): AMP catabolic process
Cellular component (GO): plasma membrane
Molecular function (GO): 5'-nucleotidase activity; metal ion binding; nucleotide binding
Source: RefSeq, a predicted model, not a curated record